UCUAUUCUUCUUUUCUAUAUUUUUUAUUUUUCUUCUGUUUGUUUGCUGAUGACUGUGGAAGCAGCCGCAUCAGAGCCAGUCGCGACGGCGGUGGCUGAGGCGGAGCGCCCCGAGCCCAGCCCUUCCCACACGCAUGCCGGCUCCAACGGCAACCUGGCUGCUAGUGCCGCAGGUGCAGAGGACACCGACGAUCACCACAGCUACCAGACUCGCAACGUCGCCGAUCUGGUCAUGCUGCACAACCUCAGCGAGGACGGAAUUGUCGAGGCGCUGCAGGACCGGUUCAAGGCCGAUCGCAUCUACUCGUACAUUGGCGAUGUGGUCAUCUCGGUCAACCCGUUCAAGCCGCUGGCCAUCUACUCGGACGAGGAGAUUUUCGCCUACCGAGAUGCCUACAUUGUCAGCAACAAGGCCCCGCACAUUUACGCGCUCGCCAACCGCGCAUACCGCAACCUGCUGCGCACCCACAAGUGCCAGUGCAUUCUCAUCACGGGCGAGUCGGGCGCCGGUAAGACAGAAGCCUCCAAGAUCAUCAUGCAGUUUGUCGCAGUGGUGUCGGGCACACGGCAACAGCAAGUCUUUGAUCAGCAGCAGUCGCAGCAGCGAGUCAAGCUCCAGCACCAGCAGGACAUUGAGCGUGCGCAGCUCCUCCGCCACAGCAUGAUUAUCACAUCCAACACCGACCUCAGCCUCGCGGGCCUCGAUGGCCAUGAUGUGGUCGCUCGUCACAAGAGCCUGGUUUUGGACGGCGAAGCCCACCAGCCCGACCCACACGCGGCACCCAUCACUGCGGCCAGCGCUGCUGCUGCUGCUGGUGUUGUCGUGGCCCCGCCCAGCAAUCCCAAGCGUCGCCCGCCGCCAUUGCUCAACCGCGACGACUCGAGCCAGGAGAGCCACGCCUUCCUCUCGGUGGACGACCUCAACACCACCACGCAGGUGAAGCGUCAACUGCUCGAAAGCAACCCCGUUCUGGAGGCCUUUGGCAACGCAAAGACCUUGCGCAACGACAAUAGCUCUCGUUUCGGCAAGUACAUGGAGAUUGAGUUUAACGUGCGAGGCGACCCGAAGGGUGCGCGAAUCCAGACCUAUCUGCUGGAAAAGUCGCGCGUUGUUCGGCAGCAAAAGAACGAGCGCAACUUUCACAUCUUUUACCAGCUGCUGUCGGGUCUGCCGUCCAGCCAGCUGGAGGCGCUGACCUUGAAGCGUGAUCCUACCACCUACAAGUAUUUGAGCGAGAGCGGCUGCUUUACGCUCGACAAUGCUGACGACGCGCGGGACUUUAAGGCCACCGUGCAUGGUAUGCAGGUGGUUGGCUUUUCCGAGGAGGAAAUUGCCGACACCUGGCAAGUGCUGGCUGCCAUUCUAACCCUCGGCAACGUCGAGUUUUCCUCGAGCGGCAAGCGUGUGGGUGGCGAUGCGGCCUCCGACGCUGCUGCGACAGCCUCGGGUCUCCUGAACGUGGCCACGACCACUGUCUUCCCGUCCGAAGCCGCCAAGCUGCGCGCUGCCGAGGCCGCAAGCGCCAAGGACAAGGAUCUCCGGCCAGUGCUGGCCACGGCCGACACGUUUGCCACCGUUUGCAAGCUGCUCGACGUUUCCGAGAAGGACUUGCUGAAUGCACUCACCUUCCGCACCAUGACCGUCGAGGGCCAGACCAAAGAAACGUACAGCAUUUCGCUAUCAGUGGCGGAUGCGCACGACACACGCGACGCACUGACCAAGGCGCUGUACAUGAAGCUCUUCUCGUGGCUUGUCGAUCGCAUCAAUGCCAACAUGCAAUGGAAGUCAAACCGCGUGCGUGACGGCAAGAAGCUCAUCAUUUCCCUGCUCGAUAUUUAUGGCUUUGAGAUUUUCCAGUCGAACGGCUUUGAUCAAUUCUGCAUCAACUAUUGCAACGAGCGUCUCCAGCAACUCGCCAUCCACCUCACCCUUGAAAGCGAGCAGCGCGAGUAUGCCGAGGAAGGCAUUGCGUGGGUGCACAUCGAGUACUUUGACAACCAGGCCAUUUGCGCCCUGAUUGAAAAGAAGCCCGUGGGUGUCAUUACGAUUCUCGACGAGGAAUGCCUCCUGCCCGACAAGACCCCGAACACGUUUGUUCGCAAGCUGGGCGAGAACUGCAGCAGCCAUCCCCACUUUGCCUCCCACAAGAUCUCUGGUGGUAACUCUGAGUUUACGCUGCGCCACUACGCUGGCGAUGUCAAGUACCUCGCCAACGACUUUUUGCGCAAGAACAAGGACUUGCUCUUCAACGACCUCGUGUCUUUGCUGCGCCAAAAGUCAAAUUCGCGCAUCAUUAGCAAGCUGUUUGCCGAGCAAGCUGAGCCUGCUGCGGCUGUUGCCAACGCCGCAGCCACGGCUGGCGCGUCUUCGCUCUCCAACGCAGCCGCUCCGGGCUCCCCGCGCGCGGAUGUCGACGGCGCUGCUCCCAUGUCGCCUGGCUUUGGUACGCACACGGCAAAGUAUGCCCCGGGCUCUGCGCUGGCCGCGUCCAAAUUCCGCGAGCUCGACGCUGCCUCAGCCGCGUCCUCCAAGCACAACAGUCCGGCCAAAUCGCCCCAGCAAUCAGCCCGCGCCUCCCGCACGUCUGUUGAUAUGGGACAGGGCAAGUUGCCUCUGGGCUCCACGUCCACGGCAGUGAGCGCAGCCGCUGGUGCGUUCGGAGGCUCGCGCCGGCGACCAGAAACGCUCGCAGCGCAAUUCCGCACGCAGGUGACCGCCCUGAUGAAGACGCUGGCCGAGAGCUCGCCCCACUAUGUCCGCUGCAUCAAGCCCAAUGACACCAAGUCGCCCGGUGUUUGCGAUGUGGUCUUGCUGCGCAACCAAACGCGCUACUUGGGUUUGCUGGAAAAUGUCAAGGUGCGUCGCGCCGGCUAUUGCUUCCGUCAGUCGUACCGGGCCUUCCUUGGUCGCUACAAGAUGGCUUGCCCCGAUAUUUGGCCAGUGUACGUUCCUGGAGGCAGCGGGCCCGUCCCGGCGGAUGAGCACCCACGCGACAAGCGCGCGCAAGAGCAUCGCCGCGCUGCCGCCCUUGCUGCGGUGCUCGCAACAGGUCGCACGGCUGCCGAGCUCGACCGCGAAGCCGUCGAGCGACUCAUGCUUCACCUCGAUAUUGCACGAACCGAGUAUGAGUUUGGCAAAACCAAGAUUUUCAUCAAGGAGCCCGUCACGCUUGUCAAGCUGGAACGGAUUCGCGAACGCCAUCUUGGUUGGACGGCUACCCUCAUUCAGACGGCCUACCGCGGCUUUGCUGCCCGUCGUUGGUACAAGCGUGACCGCUCGACGCGGCUGGUGCAGACCGUUUGCCGCGGGUUUUUGGCCAGGCUCCGCGUCAAGCGCCUUCGUGCCGCCAUCGCCCUCCAGACGGCGUGGCGACGAUGCGCUCAACUUCGGUGGUACAAGCGUUACCGCGCUGCCACCGUGCUUGCUGCCACCUUCCGCGGCCACCGCGAUCGCAAAGAGUACAAGAAGUUUUGUGCAGCGCGCUCGCUGCAGUCGACGUGGCGCAUGUUCCGCGAUCGGGUCGUGUUCCUCAAGGUUCGCACCCAAUUGCGCGCUACUGUUAUGCUGCAAAAGCACUUCCGCGGCUACCAGGUGCGCAAGAACUUCCACAAGAUCAAGGCGGCGGCCGUCAUUCAACGAUAUGUGCGCCGCUGGCUCUUCCGACGCACGCUCGCUGCCACAUUCAUCCAAAAAUCGUGGAAGAUGGUUCGUGCUGUGGCUGCCUUCCGUCGCACGCGCCGCAGCAUCCUCCUCAUCCAGGCCGUGUAUCGGUUGCAUCGUGCUCGGUCCGCCGCAAUUGUCAUCAGCAAAGUUUGGCGUGGACAUCGCGUUCGCGCUCGCGUGGCCAGGUGGCGCACUGCGCGCAACAAGAUUGUGCGAUUUUACCGCAUCUCCCGGUCACGCAAGUACUUUGUCCAAUUGGACCACGCGUUUGGCCAGUCGCUGCCGCGCACCCCGUUGCCAGCGCCGCCGACCGUCAUGAAAUCGUCCUGCACAGUCCUCCGUCUCGAAUCUCGCUGGCGCAGCGCAAUCGCUCGCCGUUAUAUUGCCGCCCUCACACAAGAGCAAGUGGACAUUUUCCGCAAAAAAGCCCUGGCAUCCGACAUCUUCCUCGGCCGAAAGGAGAACUACAGCCUGUCCGUCAAGCAUCCCUUCCAGAGCGAUUACUUGCAGCUUGACAACCCGUUGCAAAAGCACACCAAGGGUUGGCGCAAGCUGGCGUUUGGUGGCAUUCUCGAGCAAAACAUGAUCAACACCGAACUCAUGUUCUCGGAUCAUGUCAACAAGCUCAACUCCAAGUUUUCGGUCGACCCCGCUACCAUCAUUGUCACGCGCGACACUCUGUACCGAUUGCACCCCAAGAACUUUAAGCCCAAGACCAAAAUGCGCCUUGUGGAUAUCAAGUUGCUUGCUCUCAGUCCAUUUGCUGAUGAUUACGUUUUGCUGAGCACUCAUGAUUCGCAUCUCAUUAUUGAUUGCAAGCGCUAUGUCGAGCUUGUCACGGUCCUCUCGACCCUUUAUCGCAAGAUCAAGAACGAGCAUUUGCCAGUUUCAUUCACUACUCGCGAGGAUUUUAGCGCCGAUGGCCAUAAAUGGACGGUCAGCUUUAUGGCUGCCGAGAAAAUCACCGAAUCCAAGGUCACAAUUCUCGAAAAGAAAAACCACGUGUCGAUUCAAUGCCCCGUGCGUGCGUCGGCAUCGUCGUUUAAUCUCUUCCUCAAUGCGGCCGCAGCAACGGUUGCCGCUGGCACUGCUGGCCCCUCAAGCGAGGGUGCUGGUUUGACGUCGCCAAGCAGCGCACGCACUCUACAUGCUUGAUUCUGCUUUUUGUGGGUGUUUUAUGCGCUAUUGUAGUCGUUGUAAUGAUUGCUGUUUUUUUCUUGUUUUUUUGGUGCAAACAAAAUCGCUUGUUUGUUUUUGUUGUUAUUCGAACAAAUUAGUUGUUUCAUUUGUCUCGCAAUUUCUUUCGUUGUA
Molecule: messenger RNA, 4974 nt
Organism: Capsaspora owczarzaki ATCC 30864
Lineage: Eukaryota; Filasterea; Ministeriida; Capsasporidae
Product: myosin IB
Exons: 5
Coding region: 49-4818 (1589 amino acids)
Biological process (GO): vesicle transport along actin filament; actin filament organization
Cellular component (GO): vesicle; actin cytoskeleton; cytoplasm
Molecular function (GO): ATP binding; actin filament binding; microfilament motor activity
Source: RefSeq, a predicted model, not a curated record